Neltuma alba is the source of this 727-nucleotide messenger RNA. Its product is annotated as trypsin inhibitor DE-3-like. The record is from RefSeq and is a predicted model, not a curated record. The coding region runs from base 1 to 576 and encodes 191 amino acids. Gene Ontology annotation, molecular function: endopeptidase inhibitor activity. Lineage: Eukaryota; Viridiplantae; Streptophyta; Magnoliopsida; Fabales; Fabaceae. The transcript has a single exon.
AUGAAGACCACUUUGCUUGCCUUCCUUUUCUUUGCGUUCAUAUCAGCCAAAGCUGAUAUUUUGGUUGACACUGAAGGUAACCCCGUCAGAAAUGGUGGCUCAUACUACAUCCUCCCUGCACUCUGGGGACACGGCGGUGGCGUCGGCCUUGCCGCCACCGGCAAUGAAACUUGCCCUCUUACCGUUGUUCAAACCUUCUCCGAACUCUCAAACGGUUUGCCCACUAAACUUUCUUCUCCUUACUUGAUCGCUUAUCUCACCACAAACUUGAUCACGGAGUUUACCGCCGCUGCACCACCGGAGUGCGCAGCCCGACCAGCAAAAUGGACGAUUGUCGGCGGAGAAGAUGAGACAAAGCAAGUGAAACUUGUUGGGUACCAAAACACCCUACGUGGUUCUUUUAACAUCCAGACAUAUCAUGGGUUGACCUAUAAGAUUGUGUUCUGUCCCACUGAUGAAGAUUCUUGCAGUGCUCUUGGGAUCUCCAGGAACAACAAAGGAGAUAGGAUUUUAGUUGUUGACAAUAAUAACCCUUUCGUUGUUGUGUUUCACAAGGCUGCAUCAUCUGCUGCAUGAAGAGCUUACUAUACUAUGGAAAUGCUGAUGAAGCCACUGCGUGUUGCAAGUAAAAUAAAAUAAUGCUUCAUGUGCUUUCCUUUUCUCCAUCUGUAUCUGAAUAAGCCUAACAUGAAUAAAGUUAUGUUCCAAGUGGCUUCCCUUUCUCUUU